Impatiens glandulifera is the source of this 3134-nucleotide messenger RNA. RefSeq names its product putative receptor-like protein kinase At3g47110. Gene Ontology annotation, molecular function: protein kinase activity; ATP binding; protein binding. The transcript has 2 exons. Lineage: Eukaryota; Viridiplantae; Streptophyta; Magnoliopsida; Ericales; Balsaminaceae. The record is from RefSeq and is a predicted model, not a curated record. Gene Ontology annotation, biological process: protein phosphorylation. Bases 49 to 3054 code for a protein of 1001 amino acids.
UAAAAACUUCCUUGGCUUGUAUAUAUUGCCAUAGUCUGCUGAUGUGUGAUGCAUACUCUUACAAUUCCAAAAAUGAGGUUCUGGUUGGUGCUACAACAAUUGGCACUCAUCAUUAUAAUCAUUACUACUGAUGCUCUUAAGAAUAAUGAGACUGAUCAUGCUGCACUAUUGGCUAUGAAGUCCAAGACCCUGGACCCUUUUGGUGGGGGAGCUUUGAGUUCAUGGAACGAGUCUUCCCAUUUCUGCAAUUGGGAAGGUGUGUUCUGCGGUAAAAGGCACAAGAGGGUCACUCUCAUCUAUCUAAGCUCUUCGGGUUUGUCGGGCACCUUGUCUCCUCAUGUAGGCAAUCUCACCUUUCUUAGACGACUGUGGCUGAACAACAAUACUUUCCAUGGGGAAAUCCCAAAUGAAAUAGGUGGCUUGUACAGGCUCAAAGUAUUAUCGCUCUCAAGUAACAGUUUCCAGGGAAGGAUUCCGGUCAGCCUGUCGCGCUGCUCCAGCCUCAUGCGUCUAUUUAUUGGGUACAAUAAUCUGGUGGGAACCAUCCCAGAAGAAUUUAGCUCCUUGUCGAUGCUCAAGGUGAUCGUCGUACAUGAAAACAAUUUAACUGGAGGAAUUCCAAAAUUUGUGGGAAAUAUCACUUCUCUUGAGUCCUUCUCUGCUGCAAAUAAUCUCUUUGGUGGAACUAUUCCAAAUAACUUGGGGCAAUUAAAGAACCUCUUACAACUUGGAUUGAGUAAUAAUCAGAUCUCUGGUACGAUCCCUUCAUCAUUGUAUAACCUCUCCAACUUGAAUGUUUUAUCUUUAUCAUUUAAUAAUCUUCACGGAAGUCUUCCGCCCUACUUUGGCAACAUGUUCCCGCAUUUGGAAUUGCUUCAACUCCAAGUUAACAACUUUACCGGACAACUUCCAAAUUCAAUAGGGAAUCUCACCAAAGCCAAGGAACUAUGUUUUGACUCUAACGACUUCAGUGGAAAACUGAAAGUUGAUUUCAGCAAACUAGUGAAUCUCUUGCGUCUUAAUUUUAAUUUUAACAAUUUAGGGAGUGGGGAUUUUGACGAAAUGCAUUUCCUCGAGUCGCUUACUAAUUGCAGCGAUUUGGACUUGUUGAGCACAGUUAGAAACCAGUUUAGAGGAGUGCUUCCCGAUUCUGUAGGGAAUCUAUCAUCAAAUAUGCAUCACUUCAACCUUGCUGCAAACCAACUGCAUGGCAGAAUUCCUCCGACCAUCGGAAACCUUGUGAACGUGUCUUUGUUAGGCUUGGCAUAUAAUCGAUUCACUGGGCCGAUACCUAGUACCAUAGGUCGACUUCAAAAGUUGCAGAGACUUACCCUCUUUGAAAAUCAGCUUUCGGGAACUAUUCCGGAAUCAAUCGGGAAUCUUUCUUUGAUGAAUGAGCUCUAUUUAAGUAACAAUAACCUAGAGGGGACGAUACCUUCCAGCAUUGGCAACUGCCAAAGAUUAGUAUUUUUGCGUCUUGAACAAAAUAACUUGAGUGGAACCAUUCCCAAAGAACUUUUCCAAGUUUCAUCUCUAUCGAUUUUGCUCAACUUAUCUCAUAAUCAUCUGUCCGGCCCACUUCCUUCAGAGAUCGGAGAACUCAAAAGUUUGACGUUGUUAGAUAUAUCGAAUAAUGACUUGUCCGGUGAGAUUCCUAGCCGGAUAAGCAGUUGUACCAGCCUCGAAUCCCUAUUCCUGCAAGGAAACAUGCUCCAAGGAUCUAUUCCCAAGUCGAUGGAAUUCUUGAGAGGUCUUAAAAUCCUUGACCUGUCGAGGAAUAAUCUAUCGGGAGAAAUCCCAACAUUCUUGGAGAAACUUUCCUUGAUCAACCUUAACUUGUCCUUCAACAAUUUCAAUGGCGAAUUGCCUUUACAAGGGCCUUUUGCAAACUCAAAUGCAGUAUCCGUGUAUGGCAACGAUAGGCUAUGCGGAGGAAUACCUUCUCUACAACUUCCAAGAUGUCCCGUCAAUAGUAACUUCUUCUUCUCGUCCAAACGCAUCUUUGCAAUAGUGGGUGCUUCAAUAAUAAUAGGAAUACUAAUCCUAAUUUCAAGCAUGGUGUUUUACUUGCGGAAGAGGAAAAGGGAACCCACGACUUUGGAAUUGUUGCCCAAGGAGUCUUUCGUGCAUGUCUCAUACGGCGAGCUCCUCAAUGCAACGGAUGGGUUCUCUUCCAACAAUUUGAUUGGUGCCGGCAGUUUCGGCUUCGUCUACAGCGGAGUUCUUGAUCAGAUCGGAGAUGUUGCCAUCAAAGUACUUAACCUUGUAAACCGAGGUGCGAUGAGGAGCUUCAUGGCAGAAUGUAAAGCGUUAAAGGACAUUAGACAUCGGAACCUCGUCAAGAUCAUAACUUGUUGCUCAAGCAUUGAUUUUCAAGGUAACGAAUUCAAAGCACUAGUUUACGAACUCUUGGUGAAUGGGAAUCUUGAGAAAUGGCUGCAUCCAUCUCAAGAAACUAGCAGACUUGAAUUCAAUCUCCCGCAGCGUUUAAGUGUUGCGAUUGACGUGGCUUCUGCACUCGAUUACCUUCAUUUUCAAUGCGAAACACCUAUUAUUCACUGUGAUUUGAAGCCAAGUAACAUUCUUCUUGACCAACAAAUGGUUGCACAUGUUGGAGAUUUCGGACUGGCCAGACUUUAUAAUCCAGAAAUUGGUAUUUCUCAUCACAGUAGUUCGAUGGGAGUGAUUGGCACAGUCGGAUAUGCAGCACCAGAGUAUGGCCUUGGAAGUGAAAUGUCAAUUAAAGGGGAUGUUUACAGUUACGGGAUUUUGUUGUUAGAGAUGUUAACGGGAAAAAGGCCUACUGAUUUGAUGUUUACGGGUGGUCUCAACAUUCGUAACUUUGCAGGUCAGGCUUUUGCAGGAGAGGCGAUUGAGAUUGUUAUGGAUCCAACCAUUUUACAAAGUGACACUGCUACUGGUCAGAGGGACAGUUAUCUGAUAGCUAUGGUAAAGAUUGGUUUGGCUUGCUCAGAAGAGCUUCCCCAAAACAGGAUGAGCAUGACCAAUGUUGUGAGGGAACUACAAUUGAUCAAAGAGACCAUGUUCAAGUAAAAAAAUAGGUUCACUUUCAACUUUGAUUUUGCUAAGAACUGUACUUUUAUUUAAGCGAAUAAUAGAUUAUAUCAUGGAUG